Molecule: messenger RNA, 948 nt
Organism: Metarhizium brunneum ARSEF 3297
Lineage: Eukaryota; Fungi; Ascomycota; Sordariomycetes; Hypocreales; Clavicipitaceae
Source: RefSeq, a predicted model, not a curated record
AUGUCGAGUUACGACGACAAGCCACCAAACUAUAGUCCCGGGCCUGUCUCGGCAGUUAGCCCCAACAGUCCGGACCCAUGCUACGAUCAUGAUGCCAACGCCCCCGAAGUUGUUGAGCUCAUGUCGCCUUUAGACGCCAACUCAGUACAAGGCUUACACUACGGGCAACAGCGCUUCCAGGAUCACACGAGCGCUCAUUACACACACCAGAAUACAAACAGCGAGGACAAUGGUGGGAAUGCGACGGAUAAGGAGGUAGUGCCCGCAGAGUACGCAACAUGCCAAAAUCUAGAGAGCGCAAUAGCGCCAGCAGGGAACACGCCGAGCGUUUCGCCGCAUCAACCAUGGCAAGCGCAGAAAGCGGCAGACGCUCCGCUCCCUCCGUUACCCAACAAAGGAGGAAGAAUCCUAGGCUUGAAGCGCGGCGUCUUUUUCAUCUUGCUCGGGCUUUUGCUUGCUGUCGUGGUUGCCGCAGUCGUCGGUGGUGUUGCGGGAGGAGUCAUCUCUUCAAAGUCAAAGUCCUCAUCGGACGCAAAUACUGCCUCGACCCCAGUACCGACGCCAUCCACACCAACAGCCUCAUCUACUGCCUCCUCUGCAAGCGCAUCUGCGACUCCCUCAGCCACGUUUUUGUACAACGAGACGUCGUUUGAUCAGGGCUUUGCAUUCCAGGGGUUCUCUAGGAACAAGUUUAGCGGCGCAUAUACUGCCAUCGUUCGGGACAAACAAGGCGGCAUAGACUUUGACUUCGACAUUCACAGCUACGACUGGGUUGCCAAAAUUACCAACUGCUGUGUUUCGUUUUGCAACAACGCCACCAGGGAGGGAUGGAUGGGAUACACGUGCGAUUCGAGACACAGGGAGGCGGCUGAGGAAUCCUUUGCAAGAGCCUUUAUUUGGUGCUCCGAUAACCACACGACUCCAUACGCACGGGGGAAGUGUGUGUAA